Siniperca chuatsi (mandarin fish) is the source of this 2306-nucleotide messenger RNA. Its product is annotated as store-operated calcium entry regulator STIMATE-like. The record is from RefSeq and is a predicted model, not a curated record. Gene Ontology annotation, molecular function: calcium channel regulator activity. Gene Ontology annotation, biological process: chondrocyte proliferation; tissue regeneration; chondrocyte differentiation. The transcript has 10 exons. Gene Ontology annotation, cellular component: membrane; nucleus; cortical endoplasmic reticulum. Lineage: Eukaryota; Metazoa; Chordata; Actinopteri; Centrarchiformes; Sinipercidae. Bases 779 to 1954 code for a protein of 391 amino acids.
AGUGGGCACUGUUUGUUCAGGGAAGCAGCUGAGUGAACGCGAGCCGUGACCUGCAGUUAUUAAUAUUCAUUUUUUAAUAUAUACAGACGAGCUGUUUACAGACGUUAAUCACGAGCAACCGGUGCACCUGCUGUUUUCAACGUCUGAAAGAAAAUGUAAGUUUGCUAGCCUAAGGUUAGCUUAAUUAACUGAGUAGUUAGCUUGGGAGCUAGCUAGGUAGGUAAUGAUAGCAUCUCAGCUGCUGGAUCUCCUUUUUACUAUGGAUAUUUGUAUAUCGGCACAAAUUCACUUCUUACUGGUUGACCUGCGCUGCACAACACAUUUAAAGUAAGUUAUAACACGGGUUUUGUCUGUUUGAGUGGCUACAUGACACAUGUUAGCUCGCAGAUCCCAGCUUAGAUUCCAGGUCGAGCCAGGAAAUGUUUUCUCCGCUGCAUGGACCAUCUAUACCGGCUCUUGAUUGAAAACGGUGUGUAACUUAAACGAACCAGUUACAGCUACGUAGCACGUUAUUGCAACUUCUAGUAACCUUUUUGAGCGGCGGCUUGACGUUACUUCUCUAAUGACAAAACAGCUUUGGCUGUAUGGAUGUCUGAAGCAGGAGAAUGAGAGCCCGCUUGGAAGGGAGAGGAUGCCACCAUCUUUCACCGAACACUGUCCUGCAUAACCUAUCUAUUAGCUGACCAACAACUGCUGGAGAGAACUGGGAAGCACAGUGCAGUGUGAGAGGCUACUGCUCUCGGCUUUAUUAAUUAGUCUCGUCCAGUUCUUCUGUCCCAUGGCUGCCGUUAGUGGUGUCAACAUGCCGUCCCAGCUCGGAGACGUGGCACUGGCAGGUCCAGGAGGAGCAGGGCUGCCUGCUGUGUCCUUCACCAACACGUCGGUGUCCUCCAGCCCGACGCCAGGUACUGAUAACCGGGGGUGCGAGAACGGCGCCUUGAUGGACUCGUUUGGGAUUUUCCUGCAAGGACUACUCGCUGUGAUGGCUUUCAGCACGCUAAUGUUGAAACGCUUCAGGGAGCCAAAACAUGAGAGGAGACCCUGGAGGAUCUGGUUUCUGGACACCUCAAAACAGGCCAUUGGGAUGCUGUUUAUCCACUUUGCUAAUGUCUACUUGUCAGACCUCACAGAGGAGGAUCCCUGCUCACUAUACCUCAUUAACUUCCUGUUGGAUGCUUCUCUGGGCAUGUUGCUGAUCUAUGCUGGGGUGAGAGCCGUCAGUGCUAUUGUAGAGUGGAGGCAGUGGGACUCUCUGCGUUUUGGAGAAUACGGAGAGCCAGUGCAGUGCACAGCGUGGUUGGGCCAGUGUAUCCUCUACAUCCUCAUCAUGAUGUUUGAGAAAGUACUUAUCAUGCUGGUCCUCCUCAUCCCCCAGUGGAAGAAGCUGGCUCUUCUCAACCCCAUAGAGAAUCCUGACCUGGAACUGGCCAUCGUCAUGCUCAUCGUUCCGUUCUUCAUCAACGCCCUCAUGUUCUGGGUGGUAGAUAAUUUCCUAAUGAAGAAACACAGGACAAAAGCAAAGCUGGAGGAGAGAGAGGAGGACUCACGAGGGAACAGCAAGGUGCGCUACAGACGAGCUCUGUCCCAUGAUGACUCAGAGUCAGAGAUCCUUUUCUCAGCAGACGAUGAAAUGGAUGAGUCGGAUGAGGAUGACGUUCGUCGGCUCACUGGCCUGAAGACAGUGAAGAAGAAGAAGCUACGCAUGGGGAUCCCUCCAGGCGAGGUGAAGAAGAAGAAGCGUCCCCCGAUGAAGGAGGAGGACCUGAAAGGAGCGCGCAGUAAACUGGGACUGAAGGGUGAGGUCAAGAGUAAGACCUAUGAGGUCAUGGUGGAGUGUGAGCGUAUGGGCAAAGCGGCUCCAUCUGUGUUCAGCGGUGUGAGGACGGGGACAGAGACAGCCCUGGACAAGCCUGCUGCUGCCAAAGCUCCUGGAGGCAGUGUGUUCAGCAAGUAGACACACUGCAGGAUAAAACAAUAGCACUGAAGAAACACACACUGUAGUCUUUAAGUUUCUGCGUCAGUGGUGAUGCUGCAUAACAUGGAUUGCAAAAAAAAAAAGAGAAGUUUUUAAUGAAGCAGGAUUUAAGAGAGAUAAAUGGGCUGGUGUUGUGCCAGUAGUGUACCUUGCAUUUUGGACAGUGCAUCAGACUUGGCUUAGGUUUGGACUGAUGUGGUUGAUGACCUGUAAAUGAGUUGUGACAUUUAUUUAUCAGUGUUGAGAAAGACUGUUAAAACAUUUGCUUAUUUGUUCUUUUUUUUUUUUUUUUACCUGACCACUUUUCCUAAAUAAAUUAUUUUCCCCUGUA